This is a messenger RNA of Dermacentor andersoni, 2856 nucleotides long. The record is from RefSeq and is a predicted model, not a curated record. NCBI's taxonomy places the organism in Eukaryota, Metazoa, Arthropoda, Arachnida, Ixodida, Ixodidae.
CAGCCGGCAUAUUUGUUGAUUAGUACCUAAAGCCACUUAUUUAAGGGCUACGCACACAUUACAUAAGUUGGUCUGCAUUACACCAGCUGUUUGGUAUUGGUCUUAAAGUUUCCAGGAUAGCAGUACACUGUCAGGCAAAAGGCAUUUCCAGUCCUUUGACAUUGGCUUAUCAAAAAAGAAAAAAGAAUGAGGGAGGCCUGAGUUGCAUGCUUGAGGUGUUGACACAGCUUCUUAGAUGAUUUGUGUGACGUGCGGUGAGCAGGACUUACGGUCAAUUUAGCAUGCCGUCAGUGAUAGUUUGUUGACAAGGUUACUACAGGGUCUAUAAGCUGUACUCUGGAAUGAAAAGCAAUAUCAGAGUAAAUAUACAGGAUGACUCAGGUUACUCAAUUUGUUCCUUGACUCUGGUCCCAAACAGAAUUGGUUAUGAGCCAAAACGAAGCUCACCACAGCAAACAUUAUAAAAACUGUUUGUCCAGGCUAUGGGGCUAUUGCACUAGUGUUUCCAGCCGAGCUGGUAGCGCCACCUGCCGUAGGUGGCGGUAAAGUUAGGUUGGCUGCUAGUUGCUCCCAGGUGUGCAGUCACGUUAAAGCAGCAUGGCAGCUCGCCAAAAGGACAUGAAAAAGUCACGAAAGUCCGGCUCUUCUCCAUACUGCUGCAUAUAUGGCUGCCAUAAUAGCCAUAGGAACACUGUUGGAAAACAACCGCCUAUAAAAUUCUACCGGUUCCCAUGUAAAUCGUACGAAACUGAAAGAAGACAACAUUGGAUCACGGCUGGGAGACGCGCAAGGUGAACAACGCCUCGGACUUUGUCCAUGAACAAUCUAACUUUCUUGCGCUUAUUUUUGCCUUUUGUACUCGUGCAUGAACAGUUCAUUUCUCUUUGCCAGCCCGAAUGGCAAGCAAUUGCAGCCGGUGUGGAAUCACGCGCAUUUGCAGAGUCCACUUUGUUGGGAACGAAAAAAGCUCGAUAGCUCAGCACCCAGCGUACGUGCAGACGUUAUUUCCCUCGUGCUACAGAAAAGAUGAUCGUGUGUUGCCCAAGAAGAAGCUCGAGAGGUACCAAAGGCUUCAGCGGCACAGAUCGUCUCUGCUAGUCACUAAACCACCGUCAUCAGCUGUUCCACUAGAAAAUUCAGACAUCGAGGAAUCCUUUGCAGGCUCACUGCGACACGCACCUGAACUGGCCAAUAACAUGUCAGACAGAUUUGUCUCCGUGGCAACUCAGACAGAAAAAGACUAGUCUCUGGGACCAUGCAAUCCGUUUCUUUCUGUCGUCACCCAGUGUACUGCUUCGACGCAAGUGUCACAUGUCAAUACCAUCGACAAAAGUGUGCAGGCAGGAGCUGCAACAAGCUCUACAGCAAGUGGCCCUGAGGAGCACAGUUGUGUGUUCCUUGGUUAUGACUCCUUGUGUGGAAGAGUGGACGCUUUCAGAGAACUAUGUUGUGUGAACGCAAAUGUUUUUGCUCUGCUAAUGCCUCUGUUUUCGUCUGUGGUUGUACGCAGCAUUGAUGUCCCUGUGCCACAAAAGAUGGUGAUUUUUAAUGAAGAUGAAGCUUGGCAUAUCAUUUGCAAGCAUAGCUGUUCUUUUUGACCUGCAUCAAACAGCUGUCAGCCGUGUAUCUUUAAUUUUUUUAGAAAUCUUCUGUCCUCAAUGGAACAGUUCAUUUCCGAGCCGUCACAGGCUAACGUAGGAGCAACAAUGCCAGCUUGUUUCAAGCUCCACUAUCUUAACUGCCGCUUCAUCAUUAUUGCACAGAAGUGAGGACAGAAGAGCCGCCCACUGUAUAGCAGCAACGAAGCUUAUUUUUUCAUUACAAAGGGUGCUACACGAUAAAUUUUCUUAUUGCAAUUUUUCUGAAUGGUGCCGUGACAUUUCUGUCAAGUCCUAUGGAGGUCGUGCUUCAGAUACGCAUAUCACACUCGAGUCAGGCUUCCUCGACAGGAUUGAACCAGGUGAUGUCCUCGCUGACAAAGGUUUUCCUGGUAUCAGAGCACCAGUGGAAGGCAGUAAAGGAACUGUUAUUUUGCCCCCUUUCUCCAGGUGUAAUGUGCAGUUUACUUAUGAGGAGCUGCAACAGACAUACCAUAUUGCACAAGUACGCAUUCAUGUUGAACGAGCAAUCCAGCGCAUCAAGAUGUUCAAUGUUGUUGAUGCACAUAUUCCUAAUGACCUGAUACCUCGUAUGACUUACAUUAUGCGUAUGUGUUGCACACUCUUGAAUUUGCAGCCACCAAUCUUAAGUGCACAAAGGCAUGAAAACAAUCAAAAUUGAUGCUUGACACUCAACUGCUCACUGCUGUAACUCAGCAUAAGAUAUGCUUUUUUUAAAUAGCUUUAAUUAUUGUAGGGCAUACUUCAUCCACUGCAAGCUCUCACAGUGUCAGUGUUCCAUCUGCAUUAAUUUGUGAAAUAAGUAGAAAAGCUCGUCAACUGACAGGGGUUAUGAGGUGUUUGAAGUAGUUUUUGUUACAUCGCCGCGAGAUGCACAGUGCAGUGUGGCAGCUUUGUGAACUUUGAAGGAAUUGUAACGGUAAUAAAUGUUGCUUUGUGUAAUGCACGUUAUCUUCAAGCAAGAACUCGAUGUUACUACUUCUCACAUUUUAUAAUAAAUUUUUAUUGCACCUUCAAUCACUCUAAACAUGUAAGAGGUGGGGGACCUAGAUAUAAAACACAAUGAAGUCACACACGCACACGUGUCUGACUUCACGAUUAUCGCAUUUUCUGCUCAACAGAAGUUGAAGCUGGGGGAACCCUUUUUUUCAGUGUCACCAGAAGGCAGUAAUUAACAUUCCAGAAAACCUUAGCUGCCUCACCCAGAGGUUUUAGCCACGCCUGACUGGCCGUCCUG